UAUAUUGAUAUUGUGCUGUCUUGCUGCCCGUCCGUAUGAGCGCGCGCUUUUGAAGCUAGAGAUUUGCCAUAUGCAAUAUUGCUCCUAUCUGAAUGUUACUCUUGUCGGAAGUCUAGAUCAUACCGAUGCGCCCACUGAGGGCGUGGUAUAUCAAGAAUCUGUGUUAUUUGUAGUGCUAAAGAAUUGAAAGUUUGUUAAAAUUUUAGAGCCCAUAUCAAAGAGGUACGGUAAAUCGACUAAAACUGCAUCGAUUGAGUUCCUAUAAAGUUCUAUAUAGUGGUAUUAUCCACGCCCAUGGGAGGAAAAUCGGAAUUGACUAUAUAGUAAUUUGUAAAUAUUCUGUAAUAUGUUGAGCUCUUCCGAUGCUUGAGAUUGAUAUAGUAAGGCCUCAAAUUUUAACAAUUUAUGUACUAUUAACUUGUCCACUGCUCAAUUGCCAAAACCCGUAUACCGAUAGGAGGGGGCGUGGCAAAUCAAAAAAUGGAGCCGGUAUCGUUUUGAUUGUGAAUGAGUAUUUUGCAGCCGGAAUCGCCGAAGAGCAACGGUCUUACUUGUCUGCCGUACCGGCAUCUUUAGCAACACUGACUCCAGGCUAGCUGGUCCUAUGAUUGGCUGAAUCAUAUUGGUAUAUGUGUGUGUGUUCCUUUCCCGGAGUCCAUUUUGCGCUGUUAACACUAUAUUCAGCAACUUCCGAGAGCUGUCGAAGAUUUCACACAGAAACUGACACGAGCUCUGCCAUUGCACACAUCAAGCGAUUUACAAUUACAAAAAUAUUCCACAUUACAAAAAAUCGAUCCCAACCAAAAUGGCUGUGAACGUGCAUUCGACUAAUGUAUCAUCGCAGAACUGGUCGCGCCACGAGAUGUUGUCCUGGGUCAACACUCAAUUGAAGGCUGAAUUCACUAAGAUCGAAGAACUAUGCACAGGCGCUGCCUAUUGCCAAUUCAUGGACAUGCUGUUCCCGAAUUCGGUUGCUCUUAAGCGCAUCAAGUUUCGUGCCAAUCAGGAGCACGAAUUCGUGCACAAUUUCAAGCUGCUGCAAGCCAGCUUCCAGAAGAAGUCUGUCCAUAAGGAAAUUCCGAUUGAGCGUUUGAUCAAGGGACGCUUUCAGGAUAACUUUGAGUUCUUGCAAUGGUUCCGCAAGUUCUUCAAUGCCAACAAUAAGGGAAAGGCAUACAAUGCCCUUGCCGCACGCGAUGGCAUGUCGAUGGGCUUCGGUCCGAGCACUGCUAGCUAUUCCAAGAAUUCAUCUCAUAGCGCACGCUCAGUGUAUAGCGCCCAUCAGGUGCGCACUCGCACUUUCGUUAGCGAUGCUCAUUUGACAUAUCGCAAGGAGAAGGCUUCUAUCGAUGUGCCGGAUAACAAUAUCGAUAUGCGUACCAUUCUUCAAGAGCUGGAACGUGUCGAACAGGAUCGCGAUAUGUAUGCAUCGAAAUUGCGCGAUGUCAAGGUCAUUUGCGAAGAAAAUCGAGAGACUAAUCCAGAGGUCGUUCACAAAAUACUUGGCAUUAUCAAUGAGGAUACUAGCAUUGAGACGUUCCCAUUUGAUGACAAAACUUUCAAUGCUGAAUUGUUUGAUCAACCCAACAAUGGCAGGCAGUGCUAAGCUGCACCCACACAUACACAAUUACUCACGCACCCAGUCUUUAGUACAUACACUCGCAUAUGCAUUCACAUACUAGGGGGGUCAUCGGUCGCUAAUAGGUUCACACACUCAUACUUUGGGAACUGCUACAUAUACAGGGAACAUCUGAUACUAUUUUCAAUAAUUUGUUACCUUCUCUACAUAACCACUACAUAAAGAACAAUGCUUACAAUGUUCGCGUUCAGUAGGUACUGUCUCAAUUGUUUGACAUUACUGCUCCCCAUAAUAAUACCUAAACAUCGUUAAGAGCCAAUUUGAAAUGGCCAUAAGACAUCUAACUACUGAACGCGUUCAUUCGGCUAAUGAGCAGUAA
This is a messenger RNA of Drosophila mojavensis, 1958 nucleotides long. Its product is annotated as microtubule-associated protein RP/EB family member 1. Bases 806 to 1606 code for a protein of 266 amino acids. Gene Ontology annotation, biological process: spindle assembly; regulation of microtubule polymerization or depolymerization; protein localization to microtubule plus-end. The transcript is spliced from 3 exons. NCBI's taxonomy places the organism in Eukaryota, Metazoa, Arthropoda, Insecta, Diptera, Drosophilidae. The record is from RefSeq and is a predicted model, not a curated record. Gene Ontology annotation, cellular component: microtubule plus-end; cytoplasmic microtubule; spindle midzone. Gene Ontology annotation, molecular function: microtubule plus-end binding.